Molecule: messenger RNA, 1860 nt
Organism: Plasmodium coatneyi
Lineage: Eukaryota; Apicomplexa; Aconoidasida; Haemosporida; Plasmodiidae
Exons: 2
Coding region: 1-1860 (619 amino acids)
Source: RefSeq, a predicted model, not a curated record
AUGCCGAAUGAUACGAGAUAUUAUUACGACGUGAUAAACAGCAAGUGGUGGUAUUUUGAUACCCUUGCUGGGGGGUGGAGAGAGUGUGAAGAAGAAGUAGCAACAGAGGAGGCAGCAGAAGAAGAGGUAACUGCAGAAAGUACCCAAAAUUGUGAGGAGAGGAAAAGCCAUAAAUACCAUGGUUACAAAAAUGUGGACAAGUGGAACGAACGAAAUUACAGGGAUCAUCCCCAACAUGUUAAGAACGGAAAAGUCGAAACAAAAAAGGGAAGGAGGUUGGAAAACAGACUCCAUAAUUAUGCAUAUACAUAUACACCAAGAAAAACCUCAAAACAAAGUUCGGAAAGCUCCAGCGCGACCAGCAACACAGAACACUACUCCCUUAAGAGCAACAUAAAACAACAUAAACGUGGGAAUCUGGUAGGGCAAAAUGAGACGUAUGACGAAUCGUAUGAAGAUAAUGUGCGUGGGAAAUACCCAAAUUGUGAUGCGGAGGAAAAUAGCUACGAUGAAGGUGGUGGACAGUACGAUGAAGGUGGUGGACAGUACGAUGAAGGCGGUGAACAGUACAAUGAAAGUGGUGAACACAACGAUGAAAGUGGUAAACACUACAAUGAAAGUGGUGGACAGUACGAUGAAAACUGGGGGUAUUAUGACGAAUAUGGGGGCUACUAUGAUGAAUAUGGGGGGUACUAUGAUGAGCAUGGUGGGUACUAUGAUAAAAAUGGGUUAUAUUAUGAUGGAAGUGGAGAGCAUUAUAAUGAGAGCGCAGUCUACAAGGGGGAAAAUAACAUGUACUAUGAUGAGAACGGAUUCUGCUACGACGAAAAUGGUCAUCCGUACGAUGGAAGUGAAGAUCACGAUGACACAAGUGGUGAACAUUGCGAAGAAAGUGAAGAGCAUAAAAGGGGUCAUCACGAUAAUAACGAUAAACACUACUACGAAGAUGGUAGCGAAAAUGCAGAGGGGAUUACUCAUAAGGAGGAGGGAGGGGAAUGGUAUGAAAGAGGGGCAGGAAAAAAUGUCCAUAAUUAUGACGAUAAGGUAACCAAGGAUUAUGAAGUAAGUGUAAGUUAUUUACACCAUCCAGGUAAAACAAGAAAUUUGAGGAAGUCAAGUGAAAGCAGCAAUGUUGAUCACGGGGGGGGUAACAAAAGUGACAAGAAAUCGGAGCCAAGUUCGAGCGAUUCAGAAAACUCUGACAAAUUAAGCGAGCGAAUUAACAGUUUAUUGAACCAGUCGAGCAGCAAUUUGUCCAUACUUUGUAAAAAGGACAGUUCGACCAUUUUGGGAAACUUGCUAAGUCGCAGCUUCACCAAAUCGGACCACUUUAAUUCCAUCAAUACUUUUGAAAGGGCAAGUGAAGAUGGAAAGGAUGAAAACAAAAUAGCCAAUAAACUGAUUAAGAGAAAGACCAAAGUAAAUUUCGAUGAAAUGUACAGGGCUGAAAAUAGUGGUGAUAAAGAGCAGAUGGGUAAGCGUGGUGAUUUGGGCCAUGAGUUGGUCAACAACGCGGGGCACAACCCAGAACGCAACGACAAGGAUACUGACGCCGAAACGAACUAUGUGCCUUUCGUGAGGAGGGCGACGAGAAAACUCACAUUUAAGAGUCAGGGAGGAUUAGCAGGGUGUCUAAAAGUCUUUCAAGAAAAGAAAAAAGAGUUAAUGUCCUCCACAGCCAGUGAUGUAAGCGACAUGGAAAUUAAAAUUGCCAACCUUAAAAGGAGGGCCAGGGAGCUGGCCCAAAGAUACAAAACCAAAAAUCAAACCACCGAGGAUCAACUGAAAAGUGAUCAAAUUAAGACAAAAUUUGAAGAAUUAGUUUUUCUCGUACAGCAACAAAAGAAGCAAUCCCAUUAG